This is a messenger RNA of Thrips palmi, 1946 nucleotides long. It is a transcript of the gene ProRS-m, whose product is annotated as probable proline--tRNA ligase, mitochondrial. Bases 179 to 1483 code for a protein of 434 amino acids. Gene Ontology annotation, biological process: prolyl-tRNA aminoacylation. Gene Ontology annotation, cellular component: mitochondrion; cytoplasm. The transcript is spliced from 7 exons. The record is from RefSeq and is a predicted model, not a curated record. NCBI's taxonomy places the organism in Eukaryota, Metazoa, Arthropoda, Insecta, Thysanoptera, Thripidae. Gene Ontology annotation, molecular function: proline-tRNA ligase activity; ATP binding.
GCACAGCAAGCAACAGCACGUCGCUCCAGGAAUGCUUAGAGCAAAGACAACAAAAUCAGUACUGUGGAUCUUCAGAAAUGCGUCUUCCGCUUGGUCAUUAUUUAUGUUGACUACUUGAGAUUGUGACGCACAUUGCACCGCUAGAAUUUGGACAUCUCAAACGGAAGACAACAUCACCAUGAAUCGAGUAACAAGAUUGUUCCAGCCGACAGCCCCUAUACCAAAGUCUCUUCAAAAUUCACAACUUAUUAAAAGCCAGCGGAUGAUGUUGGAGCAAGGUGUCAUAAGGGCCACCUCUACUGGUCUGUAUACAUUAUUGCCUCUUGGAAUGAGAGCCUUAAAGAAACUCGAAAAUAUUGUUGAUCGGUACAUGGAAAAGGUCGGUGCGCAAAAAAUCUUACUGCCAACGCUCACAUCUGACCAGCUCUGGGAACAGUCAGGUCGCUUGGAAGAAGCAAAAGCUGGUAGUGAACUCUUUCUUCUUGAGGACCGUCAUAAAAAACGCUACAUAUUAGGGCCAACACAUGAAGAAGCAAUAACUGAGCUGUUGGCUGCAGGGACAAGACUAUCAUACCGACGCCUUCCUCUCCUUUUGUAUCAAAUUUCAAAUAAAUACAGAGAUGAGCCAAGACCACGCUUUGGUCUAUUGAGAACUCGAGAAUUCGUCAUGAAAGAUCUCUAUUCAUUUGAUGCAAAUGCUGAGAAUGCUCUCAAAACAUAUGAAUCAGUGACAGAGGCGUACAAUGGAAUUUUCCAAGAACUUGGUGUCAAGUAUGUCAGAGUUGAAGGUGAUUCUGGAAUGAUGGGAGGUUCUAUGUCACAUGAAUUUCAUUAUCCAUGUGAGGCAGGAGAAGAGCGGAUUAUUCAGUGUAAUGCAUGCAACGUUCCUACCAAUGCAUCCCUUCUGCAGAUUCAAUCUGAUUCAUGUCCUCACUGCCAGUCGACUGAUAUUUCUACUAUGGCUGGAAUUGAAGUUGGGCAUACAUUCAUUCUUGGUACAAGGUACUCAAAGCCUAUGAAUGCAACAUUUAUAGCCGAUGACAAAUCUAUGCAAUCCUUAAUUAUGGGUUGCUAUGGGCUUGGCCUUUCUCGAAUUUUGGCUGCAUCUCUUGAAGCUCUAUCACUUCCAACAGAACUGCGAUGGCCACUAUGCAUAGCUCCUUAUAAAGCUUGCAUUAUCACUCCUAAACAUGGCAGUAAAGAGGAAGCUGCAUCAGUUUUGACCCAAGGUCUUUAUGAUUCUAUUGAAUGUAAUAGUUUUUUCAAAAAUGAUGUAAUUGUUGAUGAUCGUACUAAUUUAUCUAUUGGCCGUCGCAUAACAGAAGCUAAGCGCAGUGGCUACCCUUUAAUUAUUGUAAUUGGAAAGAAGGCUGUUGAGGAUAUCCCUCGAUUUGAGGUCAUUGACCUUGUUAACAAUAGAGAGUAUGAAUGGACAGAUGGGUCUUUAGCAUCUCGACUGAAAGAAUACUGUCCACAGAUAUAACUAUGAAGCAUUCAUUGAUGGUCGCUCAUUAUCCCUGUCAUCUUAACUGGUCCACUUCACUAUGAAUGCCACAUUUAUAUCCAAUGACAAAUCUAUGCAAUCCUUAGUGAUGGGUUGCUAUGGGCAUGGUCUUUCUUGAAUUUUGGCAGCUUCUCUUGAAGUUCAAUCAAUUCCAACAGAAUGGCUUCCCUUUGUCUUCCCUUUUUUUUGGUGACUAGCCCUGUCAAACAGGUACAAUGGUUUUAAAGGAAUCAAUCACUGGCCAAGUGUGAUAAAAAAAUAAUUCUGGAAACAACUUUAAGCUGAUGGCAACAGGUUUCCUGAGGAUCAGUUCGCUCAUUAUGUCUUUCCACAUGCAGAUUCAGAUCUGAAUAUAGCAGCUACCUCAAUACUAUGUGAUACAGUAUGUGGAUUGUGGAUAAUUGUGAUAAGGUUUGUUUAAUAUAUACAUUUUCACAAGGUA